Sphenostylis stenocarpa is the source of this 633-nucleotide messenger RNA. The record is from the annotation of a GenBank genome assembly. Lineage: Eukaryota; Viridiplantae; Streptophyta; Magnoliopsida; Fabales; Fabaceae.
AUGUCUGACAAACCUGGUUUUGAAGGGAAAAAUUGCAUUGGGGAUGAGCAUUACUUACCCACAUUCUUUCAGAUUGUUGAUCCUGGUGGAAUUGCUAAUUGGUCAACAACUCAUGUUGACUGGUCUGAGAGAAAGUGGCAUCCAAAAUCAUAUACAGCUCGAGAUGUUACCUAUGAGCUUUUGAAGAAUAUCACGUCCAUAGAUGUUAGCGUGCAUGUCUCCAGUGAUGAGAAGAGAGAAGUACAAAGUUGGCCUUGCUUAUGGAAUGGGAUUCAGAAGCCAUGCUAUCUAUUUGCUAGGAAAUUCACUCCUGGAACACUGGACAGAUUGUCUACUGGCAUCACAGGGCAAAAAGAAGUGAAGGAAGAUGAAAAUGGUAGUUUAAGAGAUUUUGGUUCAUCAGAGUCUCUGAGAUAUGGUGACUCCCCUCCACCAAAGAAGAAGGAGCCUGUAAGAAAGUGCAGAGGUGGUCAGGGACUUUGUGGUUUUCAGUGCAAUGAUGGCUGCUGCAAUUCAAAAUGUGCUGCCAAGUACAAACAUGGUGUAGGGUUUUGUGAAAUCUAUGGUCCGUACAACAUAUACUUAUGUGUUUGUAAUUAUGUCUGUUCAGCUUUAAAUCAGGGCAUGUUUUGA